AUAAGCAUGGCACUGCUGGCAGCAUUUGGCAAGGACACAGAUGGUGCAACAUGGACAGUGAACUUCCUCCUCAGAAAAGUAGAGUCAAAUCUGUGCUCCUUCAGUUCUGAGCCAGGGCUCAUAAAGGAUACAGUGAGGCUGUUCAUCGCACUUGUUGACAUGAGAGAAAAAGGGAGUGUCGUUUUGAAGAGCGAGGGAUUCUGGAACAUUGUACAGUUACAGUCUAAAACAGAGAGGGGGGCAUUCCCUGGGGCAGCUAAACGGGGACUGUUCAAGGCUCUAGUUCUGGCAGGAGCAGCUGUAGAUGAUGUUCAGAGAAGAGGAGAGUACUGGAUACAGGUUUUAAAACCACUGCAAGACAGGUUCAAAAAUAUAAUUUGUCAAGAAAAUUUUAACAGAAUAUUUCAUGAAGAAAACAUUAAAGCAGAGAUUAUUGACAUUCUGGAAUCAUUUAUAGGAGUAGCACAGGGGUCACAGGUUGUGACAGUUCAGUCGCUUUUCCAUUUCCUCUACCCGAUGCUGUCUGAGUUCACAACGCUGGUGGGCGUGUACCACAACUACCAACAGGUGGUAGAGCUGAUCUUGGAGCUGUACUGCGAGUGUGCACGCAGCAUGCUUUGCUAUCUCUCACAGGAGGAAAAGCAACUUGGCCUCAAGCUGUGCCUACGUCUCAUACAGACACUUUCUACACAUGUUGGUGACAGUCGGCGAAUAUACGAAGCGUGUCUCCAGACUAUACAGACAUAUGCUCGCUGCAACACAGGGAGGCUGAGUCUUGAGUCUGCUGCUGAAGAGGAAACAUUUCGUGACAUUCUUCUUUUGAUGGAGCUGCUAACAAAUUUGCUGUCAAAAGACUUCAUAGACCUUAGCCCCCCAGAUGGCUCCUCUGAGGGAGAACAGACGGUGACAGCAGGGGACGUCUGUCUAUAUGGACUCAACAUCAUAAUGCCACUCAUGACGGUGGACCUGCUCAAGUUCCCAUCCUUGUGCACGCAGUAUUUCAAGAUGAUUACAUUUGUGUGUGAGAUAUACCCUGACAAGGUUUGCCAACUGCCCAUGGGUCUGUUAAAGAACCUGCUGAGCUCCAUUGAGCUUGGCCUCACCACAUAUGGACAAGAUGUCAUUGUCCUAUGCUCUGAUUUCAUCCAGGUGCUAGGGACUCACAUUUACCGCAGCAACCUGCAGGGUUCCCCAGUGUAUGAGACCCUUAGGCCACUCCUCAAGCUACUCAUGAACCUGAUCCUGACUCAUCAGAUCAACUCUGACCUUCUGCCAAACACCAGUUCAGCACUGUAUGUGUUGAUAUGCUGUUACCAGGAUGAUUACCAGCAUUUAGUUCAGGGACUACUCGACUCUCAUCAGGAUCAGUUAGUGGCUGAGAGACUUGCCAAAGCCUUCACUGAGCUUACAUCAAACAUCACACUCAAUAUUGAGCGACAGAACAGGAUUAAAUUCCGUGACAGCUUUGACAAGUUCAUCGUUAAUGUCCAUGGCUUUCUGCUUAUCAAGUAGUUACAUCUGAAGUGUAGUGUCAGGCUAUUUUUGUAUAUUUUAUACUUAAGUUAUUUUUUAAAGACUGUAUUCAUAAGGCAGGUCUUUGCUGAUUACAUUUCUGCUACAUAAUAUUUUCAUCAUUUGUCAUGUUCAUUUAAAUGUUGUUAACUCUUUGUGAUGUUCUGAAAGUUUACAAAAUAUUUAAUAAUAUAUAAUUUAUAAUUUUUGUUUGUUUUAUUACAUAUUGUGAUUUAAGGUAAGUUUGCCGGUUGUCCUUUGUUGAUUCUGACUCUUUGUGCCCCACAGUAAAGUAAUUACCUCAGUUACAUAUGCCAUAUACUACUUGAAUAAAAACGUUGAAUACAAUAUUGAUCAAACGAGAAUUUGGUAAGAAAAAAAUAGCAUAUGCCCUCAUAUGUAAUGACUUCUUGGAGGUGAUACUGUGCGAUCUGGCAUAUGUUUAUCAAUGUUUUGGAGGAACAUACUGCCUCCAUCUUCAGGACAGGAAAGUAAGUUUUCCAAGCAUUACUGUGCUCACUGCUUGCCUGCUUAGCUUGCCCUUCUACCCUUAAUAUGGGGGCCAUAUCAUCAAUAAACUUCUGUCAGACUGAAGGGUGUUAUGUCCCAGAAAACAGUACUCUUCCUAGUCACAGCCAUGAGACCCUCAAAUCUCACACAAGAGGGAUGAGUAGAAGUAUAGACGUGAAGGCCUGUGAUUCCAUGUGAUGUCUAUACACUUCCAGAGUGUGUCAGGUAAUUCAAAUUGUGGGUGAGCAGAAGCAUCUGUCAAGGUGUGUUGCCACUAAUUUGGAAGCUAAUGUACUCUGAUAUCUGGGAAAAUUAAAGGUUUGCAAUGAGACUUCAGCAUCAAAAUUAUGCUAUUUCUGGUUACCGUACCAACAGGUUUUCCAGUGUUUAUCUUGGUUGUGUAGAAGAACUGUAUAUAGUAGGUCACAAAUGAGUGACACAGUCGUUUGUUUUAAUGUAUCAUUUCUAUGAGUUUAUAAUAUUUUAAUGUGAAUAUGUGAAAUAUAGUAUUUAUCAUGGAAUGUGAAUUUGUCUAUAA
Molecule: messenger RNA, 2560 nt
Organism: Cryptotermes secundus
Lineage: Eukaryota; Metazoa; Arthropoda; Insecta; Blattodea; Kalotermitidae
Product: exportin-4
Exons: 9
Biological process (GO): protein export from nucleus
Cellular component (GO): nuclear pore; cytoplasm
Molecular function (GO): nuclear export signal receptor activity
Source: RefSeq, a predicted model, not a curated record